AACUCUCAGGGAGGGAGAAGAACGCGUUCCUUCCGCAGGGAAAGUGUGCUCCAGAGUGCAGGGGUGCGACAUCCGCUCCGUUCUCCACCAUGAGCUCAUCUUCGACAUCCUUCAAGCCCAAUGUGGAAUUCUAUAGCAGGCAACGGAUGCCCGUCGUAGGAUUGGGCACCUGGAUGUCGAAAGAUGCUGCCGUGGAUGCAGCCCUCGACAUGGGUUAUAGACAGAUCCACACAGCCUACAAUUAUCGAAACGAGGCCGCCAUCGGUCGAGUCUUGAAAAGGUGGAUCGACGGCGAAAAAGUGAAGAGAGAGGAACUUUUCAUCGUCACCAUGGUUCGUGCCCUUGUUUCUCACAUCCAAAAAUCCCCGAAAGCCUUGAACUUGGCCUAUGUGGGCUUGUACCUGGUGCACACUCCAGUCGGACUCAAGAAUAAUGGCGACGACAACAUUUUUCCCAUGGACCUUGACGACACCUUGCAGAUCGACCCCACCACCGACCUGGUGUCUCCGUGGAAGGGGAUGGAGGAACAGGUGGGUGCCGGCCGAGCGAAAUCCAUCGGGAUCGGCAACUUCAACAAAGAACAAGUGACGAGGAUCGUGAAGAACGCCCGAAUCAAACCGGCCAACAUUCAAGUGGAACUCCAUGCCUAUUUCCAGCAAAAGCCGCUUCGGGAACUGUGCGAGAAGCACGACAUUACUGUCGUCGCCUAUGCGCCGUUGGGGUCACCCGGAUGAGGGCCC
This is a messenger RNA of Darwinula stevensoni, 740 nucleotides long. NCBI's taxonomy places the organism in Eukaryota, Metazoa, Arthropoda, Ostracoda, Podocopida, Darwinulidae. The record is from the annotation of a GenBank genome assembly.